This is a messenger RNA of Oldenlandia corymbosa var. corymbosa, 1338 nucleotides long. NCBI's taxonomy places the organism in Eukaryota, Viridiplantae, Streptophyta, Magnoliopsida, Gentianales, Rubiaceae. The record is from the annotation of a GenBank genome assembly.
GGGAACUCAAAAACUCUGUCUUAAUUCUUAUUUUUAUUUUUCCGGCGAUCAUCCCACUUCCUUUAUUGGUUACUACUGGUCCUAGCUCUUAGGUCUAGCAACUUCUUCAUAAUCGGAAACCCACUCUUCCUCCGGCGGUCGCUUCUUAGAAUCUCUGUGUAACGUUUUCCUCCGGCGAUUCUCCGAUUCACUUGUACUUUAUGGGGAAAGGUGCAAGAAACAAGAAGCAACAAGCAGCAGUGGCGGCGGCAAACAGCUCCCACCACCACCACCAGGUCAGACCUUUGCCGGAAGUUGAAGCCAAUGUUGGAACCCUCACCAAUGCCAUUAAGGGUCUUCUUGGAACGCUGGAAAACAUGUCUCAGCAACUCGAUUCGGUUUCAUCCGAUGUGAAGGGUGUAAUUAACAAUGGCGAAAAAGCGAAUUCGGGCUGUGGGAAAUCAGCUUCAGGUGAGCCAGCCCUGUCAGUGGAUGAGUCUGAGCGAGACAUUGUUUUGGAGUUUCAUGAUUUGAAACAAACCACUAAUGUUGCAGAGUACCAAGAGAAGUUCCAGGAACUGAGAGACUUGUUGGUGAAAAUGAACUAUAGACUCCCUGAAGGUUAUUUGAUUUCCAGCUUCUUGGGUGGACUCAAACCUGAGAUAAAUGUUUCAAUUCGGGGUCGGAAACCAGAGACUCUUUGCCAUGCUUUCAACCUUGCAAGGAUUGAGGAGAUAGCAAUGGAGGUAAUGAAGGACAAACUAAUCAUGUCUUCGGGUGGGAACGAGCAGAAUCUGCCGCCAUCUAGGUACCCUCAGCUGAAGUUAUGGCCUGAUCAUCCCCUGAAAUUUGGAGCUUCAGUUGGAGAAAAGCCAAUAAGAGUCAUAGUAUUUACUGGAAGCAUAUACAGCUUUCUUGAUACUUCUUUGGCAAUAUCAGCAGGGUGCGAGAUUGAGGAAGCUGAACCAAUAUUGGUGAACUUUUUAAACCUUGGGUACAAGGCAGUUAGCCGGUUCAAAUGUCCAAGGUUCCGGUGGACAUAUAAGGGUGAAGAGAGUGUUACUGAUUUGAGGAUAAUCGAGAUAAAGGCAGCCUACGACAUUGUGUUGAGCUCAGAUUGGCUGAAGAAUGGGAAGUGAUGAAAAAUGUUUGUCAAUCUCUUUUUGCCUUUUUGUUUGAACAGAUCGUGUUAGAUUUCGGUUCUUAGCUAACUCAUGUUAGAUGUCUAUGGUUUAGUAUCUUGGUUUGCUGGAAAUACAAGGUUCUUGCUUCCUUGUUGUCUCCCCAGCAUUCUGGUUUUUACUUUUUAGCUCUCCAGUUAUUUUCGGCUUCUGUUAAAUAUUAUGAAAUGUUCUAAAG